CACACACACACACAGUUUAUUGAGCAGGACUUUGGCUUCUCCUUUCCUUUGUGUCUGCAGAUUUCUUCAAACAACUCCACCAAACUGAAUAAACCCACCUAGCAACAUGUCCCUUCUCACUCACCUGUUGGCAUGUUUGUUCGGUAUGGGCUCCUGGGUCUCCAUCAACGGUCUGUGGGUGGAGCUGCCUCUGAUUGUCCCCCAGAUCCCAGAGGCUUGGUACCUGCCCUCCUACCUCUCAGUCAUCAUCCAGAUGGCCAACAUCGGGCCUCUCUUCGUCACUCUGAUGCAUCGUUUCCGACCAGGCACCCUGAACGAGAGAGCUGUCAUAUAUGUGAUCAUCGGCCUGGGCACUGUAGCAACUUUCCUGCUGGGAUUCUUCUGGAAGGAGACUGUGGUUGUAGCAGGUGUGGCUCGCAGCGUGCCUCUCCUUGUUUUAACUUUCUUCCUCGCUGCUGUUGACUGCACUUCCUCCGUCACCUUCCUGCCCUUCAUGAUGCGUCUCAAGUCUCAGUAUCUGACCACCUACUACAUCGGGGAGGGUGUGAGUGGCCUGCUGCCGUCUCUUGUGGCUUUGAUCCAAGGUGCAGGGGUCGUCCACUGCAUAAACAGCACACAGUCUGUGAACUACACCCUCAACAUUCCCAACGGUUCUGUGACCUCUAACCUCCAGGCCCAGUAUCAGCCUGCAAACUUCUCGACUGAGGUGUUUUUCUUCUUCCUCAGUGCCAUGAUGCUGGUGUGCCUGGGGGCUUUCCUGCUCCUGAACUACCAUCCAUCUGUGGCCAGGGAGCAGCCAAACAGCAUAUACACCAACGGAGUGAAACAAAAAACAAAAAACAGGGAGUUGGUCGAGCAGAAGCCAAUGAUGGAUCCUUACAGACCAGAAAACCAGAAGCCCAGAAGCAGCUUUGGCACCGGCUCUUACAGCUGGAUGGAGGUGUUUUAUAUCUUUGGGAUUCUGGCCUGGGUGAACGCUCUGAGCAACACGGUUCUUCCCUCGGUGCAGUCCUACUCGUGCAUGCCGUACGGGAACAACGCCUACCACCUGUCGGCCAGUUUAGCUGCGUUGUCCAACCCUCUGGCAUGCUUCAUCGCCAUGUUCUUACCAAUCAGAUCCCUGCUGUUCAUGGGAGCCCUCACAGUGAUUGGCACUGGAGUUGGAGUUUAUAUUAUGAUCAUGGCAGUGCUGAGUCCAUGCCCAGUGCUGGUUAAUGAUACCUCAGGUGGUGUUAUCAUUGUGUUGGCCUGGGUCCUCUUUAUUCUCACCCUGUCCUAUGUGAAGGUGAUUAUUGGGGUGAUCCUCCGUGAUGAAGGCCACAGCGCCCUCGUGUGGUGUGGAGCUGUAGUGCAGCUGGGCUCUCUGCUGGGAGCUGUGACCAUGUUUCCUCUGGUCAGUGUGUACGACUACUUUUCAUCCGGAGACCCGUGCAACACAAAAUGCUCCUGAAGUCACAAAGAAGACACUGGAAGCAGACUCAGUAAUGACUCGCAUGUUUGUGAGUGAAAUGAGAAAAAUCUGUAUUCCUGCUUUUGCUAUGAUCCAACGAGUACAUGUAUGUAUGUAUUGAGCCAGAUAAGUAUGAUGUUCAACAUGGGACAGGUCAACAGUGCUAGUUAGUCUGAGUUAGUCUGAAUCCCAGAAUCUUAUUUCAGUUAGUUUGGCUGAUCUUCUGUCUGAUAACAGCUUUGGGAUUUUCACAUGUUCUGGAGCAUGAGCAGUGCGCUAUAAAUUAUGUUUAAAAGUGGGGACAAUAACAAACUUUGAGCCAUAUUAAAUGGGGCAACUUAGGCACAAUCACCCAGAAGUGCGUACGGGCGUUCUGCAGGUGAUCCAUGCACUAAUUUAAAUAAUAACCAUUAUUUUGCUGACUGCAGCGCAAAUUAGCAACCAAAAGCCAGCAGACCUGAUGUGUGAGCAACUUAUCUGCGAACCAUCUGGGUGAACUCUUCUGCUACAAACUGCUGGGCCUGUGUGGUCCUGGCCGAUGGCAGAUGACGUAUGAUCAGGUACUUAUUAAAGUCACUAUUAGAUACCGUAACCCACAGACAAUCUAUCACACUGACACAGCUCUAUUAUCAGCAGCAUUUCGAGAGACAUUUCAAUUUUGCAUGUGAGCGGUGUGAUACGAGAAAGAAGUCAAAUAAAAUGUGUGGGAAGUGCUGAAAGAAGAAACACAGAGAAUUUCUUAUUGUACACUGAUUUUUUGUAGGUUAAAACCAAAAACAUUGCAAAUCCACUGGCUGGCUGUAAAAGCCAACUUAGCUGUCUCUGAAACAAAAUGCAUCUAUUGCAGGUGUUUGGGAUCCUCCUGUUUAAACCAUUCAGUUGUGCCAGUUAUAAACACCUUUUAACAAUGAAGGAGGGGUUUUUUUUUUGCAGGAGCAGAGCACCAAUAGAACUGCUCCUGUGUAAUUAAAGGAGUAAAGUUAAUCCCAAAGAAAUGGAACUACAUUUACUGUUUCAGUUUGUGGUUUUAGUGUAGUGACUACUGUAAUGAUUAAGCAAUGUAACAUUUUAUUGGUUUUUAAUAAGAUGUUUUAAUCAUGCCGUGUACAGUAUUACAUAAAUAACAUAAUUAUUACAUUAAAGCAACAAUUUUUUUUAAACUUUGCUUUCACCUCUUUUCUCAGCAACCUGCACAUGACCUGAUUUUUAUUUAUUUUAAGUAAACAACUUAUAAAUACAACAUGAUUCUUACAACCUACACUUAAACAUCGGCUCUAAAUUUACGUGAUAUUCUCAAAACAACAAGCAAAGCAGAAGGAAUCUCAACACAUAGUUUCUUGUGGCCAUUUUCAUGUGAAUGUACAGGAACAGCACAAUAUUACUUCUGUUCUAUUAAAUAUUAUACCACUGCACAAAGUCAUUUAUGAAUAUAGACAGUACUAAAAUCUGAUCAUUCAGCUUUCCCUCUCUACUUGUCAAAGUCAGCAGCACACAGUAUUAGUACAGAUCAGGCUGUGACAUAAUCAAAUAAAAAAAAA
This is a messenger RNA of Maylandia zebra (zebra mbuna), 2988 nucleotides long. It is a transcript of the gene slc52a3-2a, whose product is annotated as solute carrier family 52 member 3-2a. Lineage: Eukaryota; Metazoa; Chordata; Actinopteri; Cichliformes; Cichlidae. Gene Ontology annotation, cellular component: plasma membrane. Gene Ontology annotation, biological process: riboflavin transport. The record is from RefSeq and is a predicted model, not a curated record. Gene Ontology annotation, molecular function: riboflavin transmembrane transporter activity.